This is a messenger RNA of Mesocestoides corti, 4524 nucleotides long. Lineage: Eukaryota; Metazoa; Platyhelminthes; Cestoda; Cyclophyllidea; Mesocestoididae. The record is from the annotation of a GenBank genome assembly.
CCGAGCAUCUGGUCAGGCAAGGACACAGUCGAACUCCGUCAGCACGGAGUUCAUCCACCAACUGGGCAGAUGGGCGUCCAAAACUGCCUAACCCAGUAUCUUGACGCGACUCGUCUACUGUUUACACGCCGACUUUCGACAUGCCUUGUGCAUGCCUGUCACACUCUCGUCUGCGCGUUGAUUCUGCUAAACACGGAUCUGCACAACCAGAAUGUCACGCGAAAAGUCACCUGCCAGGACUUCGUUAGCAGUCUGAUGGAGUUGAACAACGGCGAGAACGCCUACUCCCCGGAUGAGCUGAUUCGACUCUACGAGGCCUUCAAACAGGAACCGCUUCGCUGGCCAGUGUUUUGUGAACCAUGCGAUGUGCACCUCAAUGUCUAGCCACCGACUUCUUCACGUGUUGGGUUCUUUUGCCCUGUUGAAGAAACGAUUUUACCACCCGACGUGUGUUUGACCCCCAACCCUCCCCCCACCCAGACAGCUCGGCGUCCUGCCGCUGUUGAACCCCCUCCCCAACCCUCCUCCACCUCGGAAUCUCGGGUUUUUGUUAUUGCUGUUCUGCUCGUGGACUAUGGUCCAAUCCGCCUGGUCUUGCCUCUGAUUUGUGGCAAUUUCCCUGCCUACGUAUCUCAGCAACUACUUUAUCAACUGUUAUUCCUCUUCUUCGUGAAAUUACCAAACCCCGCCUUGCUUGUAGUCGAGCAUCAGUUGGGCACUUGGCCAGCUUUCGUGUUCUCCAUUAGAGCUCCUAUUGAGGUGCCGACCUUCAAUCUGAUGUACGGCGCGCCACCGAUGGGCGCUGUCCCCUCGAUGCUACCAGCAGGCGUCUACGGCUUCGGUGUGAACGGCGUCGCCGCGAACGGCCUCGGCUUCGUCUCGCCCGCCCCGUCCUCGGCCAGCCCCGCGGGUGUCCCGUCUGCGCCCCAGCCGCCAGGCACCCCCUUCUGGCCCGCGACGGACGCCGCUGUCGUCGCCACCUGGGCGGGCUGCAACGGUCCCGGCAGUGGCGGCGGCGUCGGUGGUCUCUUCCGGCCCACGGCCUCCGCUCCUCAGCAAGGCGUCGUCCCCGCCUCGCUAAACUCGUCAGCACCACCACCAGAGUCUGUGGACCUGCUCAGGCUCUUUGCCAACCAGUUCGCCGACGUACCUAGGCAGAAAAACGGCGUGGUGAUGCCGAAGGACCUGGUUGCGAAGGAGUACAUGCGCGGUUUCGUGAUGCGUAAAUGCGUGAUGGAGUCCCACGGAAAGCGAACCGCAAUUGGAAAACGCAGCUGGAAGCUCUUCUACGCGAGGCUGCGCGACCUGAUGCUGUAUCUGUACAAGGACGCCGAGACCGCGGCCGCUGCCACCCGCGCCGAGGAGAUGGCGCUGGGCUACAUGAAGCAGGUCUACCGCUUCCACCUGCAGUGUCAACACCUGCGCCUCUACCACGAGCACCAACAGCGCCUUCAACCCGCCCUCCCGCCGGGAAGUGAUACCAAGGAGGAGCCGGAGGGCGUUGUCGACGCGAACGAGUCCUCCCAAGACGGUCGUGGUCGAAUUAACGUAAGCACAAUUUCAGGUAAUAUUACACUUGGUUUGGAUCAGUCUUCCUGGUCUGUUCGAAUUUCGGGUGGCGGAGGGCGUGUCGACGGGGCCUUACGGGUUGAGUCAUCUGUCAAAGCCUUGAUUUACGCCCCCCCCUGCAACCGUGACCCGCUUUGCGGACACCACCUCUCUCUCUGUCUCCCCGCGACAAUGACUUUGUCUGUCAGUAAAUGCAACAUGGCAUCUGCAUUAACUUCACCAGCUUGCACCCACUCCAGGUCCCCUGGCCAACCUCCCACAGCACUCGAAAACGCUUCCCCGGGACAGUCUGCCUCGAAGGACGCAUGCCAUACGCCUCCGCCCCUCCCUCCUGUCGAGUCCUCGACAUCCGCGGCUGCGCAUUCACCCCCGCUUCCCUCCAACGGAGUCACCGUGCCCGGCGACCUCGAACAGCAUCACCAGCAGCAGCAGCAGUUGAAUGCCACCGCCGCCGCCCCCACCGCCUUCCAAAUGCCUCCUCCCCCUGAAGCGGUCAUCUGCGUCGCCCACGCGUACGCCUGUGUCGCCGAUGACUACGUCAAAAAGCCCAACGUCUGUCGCCUCAAAACCAAGGAUGGAUCCGAGUACCUGAUGCAGGUCAACCCCAAUGCAAUCCCCACUCGCUAUCGGCCACUCAAUAUUUACGGCGUCAAAUCCAAGUUUUAUUCGCUGUUGCACGCGCAGCAUCUUCCCGGUAGCCUUUACUCUUCAACUUCCGGCUUGCUCGGUGACCACCUCGCCAUUAGAACAGGGAGUUCUGGUAUUGUUGGGAUUACGCGUUCGCCCAUCCUCCUCAAGAACCCGCCCCUCCAUGUUGAAACCAUCCACGUCGUCACGGUGGAACAGUACACUCAACAGCCCAAAUCCCCUCCCUGCGCUCUAGUUGUUGCUCGCAUCACCUUUGCGUACAGUUGGUUUGUUGGGUGCUGGCAGUCUCGUCCAUAUUCUGAACUGGGGCGGAUAGGCGGUGCAUGCUUGCCGCCUGGUGGCCGCCAUUCUAUCCAGAUUGUUCCAGGAGGCCGCUUAAAAGCAGCGGCAUUUUUAAUGCAGGUUAAACUGGAGUCGAAGUUGCUUAGUAGACUUCUCGCCAGAGCAAGCGAAUUCAUUCAGGCACCUUGCACCACUGUCUUACUCACUCACCGCUCGCGCUUUGGUUGUAGCGACGGCAAGGAGUUGGAGUAUUGGGUGGACAAGAUCAACUACGUCGCCGGCCUCCUCUCGGCGCCCGCGCUUCCAUGCCCCCUCGCCUCCGACCACACCUUCCAACGACCCGUCCUCCCCGCUGACAUCACCCACCUCGGUGUGAUAUGCCAAGAUUCGCCCUCGCGUCUCGUAAUCUGCUCUGCUUUCAUGCGUCAGUCCUUCAAAAUUCCGCAGCCACACUAUGUCCGUGUUUGGCGAUCCAACGAAGCCGCAAUUCCCCGCUCCACGAGACGAUCCUGUAGGGGUCUGGUCCAUCUCAUUCCUGUUCCCAUGGUGAUUUGUGCCUUCGUGGAGUUUUCGGACUCGGGAGAUGUCCCCUUAAUGCUGUUUCCCUGUCCACUUCAUCGUGACAACACCACGGCCCAUGUUUGCCGCUCCACUUUAUUUGAUGGAUGGGGUCUUUGGGUUGCUGUCGCCAUCGUCUCAGAUUCCACGGCGCUGGAAAUCGCGUGUUGUUGUCUAGUGUCGCAGAUUCUGGACGCUACUACUUAUGCGAACUCAAGGCAGUUGUCAUUCCUUUGCCGCGUUAUGCCGCCUGAGUCACCCAUGUGCGUGCGUACUGCUUGGGCACGAGACAUUUUAGGCACUGGCCAGCACUCCCUCCCAGUGCGUAGCGGAUGUGGCGACUGGCCAACACGCAAAUUUUCCACUCACUCGGCUCCUCGCAACACAAUUGCCCGCAUUCCCUUCGCUCGCCACACCAGCCAAACCGACUGUUUUGAGCUGUCGUUUGCCACGAGUCUCAUUUGCACGUGCCCACACGAACAACUUGAAGGUCAUCAGAAGCGGAUACUGGAUCUCACAAGGGACCUGACGGAGUUGAAACGCCGUCGAAUGUCGGCUCCCUCGCAACCUAAUCUCACUUACCUGUCUCGCGAUUCAGCCGCCCCGUCACCAGCGCCGUCGGUGAAGAGCGAGUCGGCCGCGUCGGACGUUGACCGGGAGGCCUGUCAACGGUUACAGCAGCAGCAGCAGCCUCCGACGAGCCAAAUGCCCUACAUCCCCGACUCCGUCCUCAAGUCCCUCCAGCCGUCGUCGGCGGCGGCGUCGGGUCUCGCCCCGCAUCAGUCCGAGCGCACACUCACCUCCACCUUCUCCACGGCCAGCCUCGGACGCCGCCGCAAGAAGAGCUUCAACGCCCUGCGCGGCGGCACGGGCAGCGAGCUGGCGGCGCAGCGGGCCGAGCUGGACGAGCGCGUGGCCUACCUGGAGCACGAACUCACUCGCUACAAGACGUACUCGCGCCUCCUCGAGACCGAGCUUAACCGUCUGCAGCGGCUGCCUCAGCACCCACAGUCGGCGCAAAUCGCGCUCUACACCUCGCCGCAGAUUCGGGGCCUCGGAGUCGGUGGGGGGUUUUAUCCGGCGCCGGCGUGGCAGGUGUGUGGACCUCCCGCACCGCAGGAGUUGCCCGAGGAGACCUCCUCCGACGCUGGCGCCUCCUCGUCCAGUCCCUCGCCUCCCGUGGGCGUAGUCGCGAGUCUUCCGCCUCCAGCGUCCAAGCGCUCCUACGGACCGACCUCCCCGUACGUGGUCGGUGGUGGUGGCGGGAUGCGGCAGCCUCGGUCGCACCGAGCACAGUUCAGGCAGUACCAACUGCAGCGCCAACAGCAUCGACAGCAGUUCUACAACUCCGUCUCCACGCCUCGCCAGCUGCGUCCUGCGCCCCAGCAGUCGCACACCGAGGAGACCGAAGGCGCCGCCUCGCCCGACCGCGAGACCCCACCGGCGCCGUUCUACGAGGUCCUCUAG